CAAACCUGGAGAAAAACCUUUGAGUCGCUCAAAGACUAAAAAGACAUUUUUAAAGAAAAGAAGAGCCAAGAAAUCUUUCACCUGCACUCAGUGUGGAAAGAGUUUCCCAAACAAAUGUAAUUUUGAGCGUCACAUGAGAGCUCAUGCUGGAGAGAAGCCGUUCACAUGUGAUCAGUGUGGGAAGAGCUUCUCAAGGAAAGAUAGUCUUGAGCGUCACAUGACAGUUCAUCCUGGAGAGAAGCCGUUCACAUGUGGUCAAUGCGGGAAGAGCUUCAGAAACAAACCUAAUCUUGAUGUUCACAUGACAGUUCAUACUGGAGAGAAACCACACACAUGUGAUCAGUGCGGAAAGAGCUUCACACAAAAACCUAAUCUUAUACGACACAUGAAGAUCCAUACAGGAGAGAAACCACACUCAUGUGAUCAGUGCGGGAAGAGUUUCGCACAAUCACCACACCUUAAGAUUCACAUGAGGAUCCACAACGGAGAGAAGAAGUUCACAUGUGAUCACUGCGGCAAGUCGUUUCUUAGGGCAUCAAACCUGAAGACACACCUGGUAGUUCAUACGAAGGAGAAGCCACAUUCAUGUUCUGUGUGUGGAAAGAGUUUUUCACUGCUCUACAUUUUACAUGUGCAUCAGAAAAUUCAUAAUGAUGUGAGAGACUACAUGUGCUUUGAGUGUGGGAAGAGUUUUACUGCAGCAAGCAGUUUAAAACUUCACCAGAGAAUUCACACUGGAGAGAAACCGCACAAGUGUUCAUACUGUGACAAGAGAUUCAAUCAGUCAUCAUAUCUGAAAGUACACGAGAGGAUUCACAGCAGAGAGAAGCCGCACACGUGUAAUCAUUGCGGAUUGAGUUUCUCUUUUAAAAGUCACCUGAAGAUACACAUGAAGAUCCAUGCAGUGGAGAAACCAUAUUACCGUGAUCCGUGUGGGAAGAGAACUACCAGAAAGCAUCUGCAAGAGGAGGACAGAGAGAACACCAGUGAUCCAGAACCUGCAGAAUGAACCAUCACAAUACUGAAGAAAAAAAGAGGUUUUUCUUCAUUCAUUAUAAAGCUGAGGAACAUGCUGAUGAUCACUACAGUUACAUUGUCUCAGUUCAAAAAUAAAUAAAAGGAGAGACUAAAGCACACAAAAACCCAAGUGAUUUUUUUUUUCCUAAAACCUUUUUGAAUUUUGAAAAUUCUGUAAAAAAUGUUUCAGAUCUACAAACCCGAUUCCAAAAAUGUUGGGACGCUGUACAAAUCGUGAAUAAAAACAGAAUGCAAUGAUGUGGAAGUUUCAAAUUUCAAUAUUUUAUUCAGAAUACAACAUAGAUGACAUAUCAAAUGUUUAAACUGAGAAAAUGUAGCAUUUUAAGGGAAAAAUAAG
Molecule: messenger RNA, 1375 nt
Organism: Megalobrama amblycephala (Wuchang bream)
Lineage: Eukaryota; Metazoa; Chordata; Actinopteri; Cypriniformes; Xenocyprididae
Product: gastrula zinc finger protein XlCGF8.2DB-like
Exons: 2
Coding region: 134-1009 (291 amino acids)
Biological process (GO): regulation of transcription by RNA polymerase II
Molecular function (GO): RNA polymerase II cis-regulatory region sequence-specific DNA binding; DNA-binding transcription factor activity, RNA polymerase II-specific
Source: RefSeq, a predicted model, not a curated record